Molecule: messenger RNA, 5546 nt
Organism: Fundulus heteroclitus (mummichog)
Lineage: Eukaryota; Metazoa; Chordata; Actinopteri; Cyprinodontiformes; Fundulidae
Gene: col5a2b
Product: collagen, type V, alpha 2b
Exons: 55
Coding region: 205-4956 (1583 amino acids)
Cellular component (GO): collagen type V trimer
Molecular function (GO): protein binding; extracellular matrix structural constituent
Source: RefSeq, a predicted model, not a curated record
GGAGGUCUUGGUGAGGGGGGCUGAAGCAGGAGCUUGUUUCAGUUUGCUGUAAUCGCUCAUCCAGGAGCCUGUUGCACUCAGGGACAUUUGGAUUUCCUUUUUUUUUUAGCCUGGAUGUUGUAGCUUGGGGUUGGGCUUUCCUGGACUUCCUCGUCUGCUGUGCAGCAACUGUUUUUGAGGACGCUGCAUGUCUGAUAUACAGACAUGGGCACCUCAAUUUGUUCUAGGAUUACAAUAUGCUUGGCCCUCACCUUGGCUCAGGUGAUUGCUGUGACCUGUCAAGAAGACACAAAGAACGACACCUGCACAGAAAAUGGGAAAGUCUACGCCAAUACAGACAUGUGGAACCCGGAGCCAUGUCGGGUGUGCGUGUGCGACAAGGGGAGCAUAAUAUGUGAGGACGUGGUGUGUGAGGACAUUGGUGGUUGCCUGAAAACGGUGAUCCCAGAUGGCGAAUGUUGUCCUGUGUGCCUGACUGUGGCUUCGACGUUUACACCCAGCACCGACCCUGCAACAAAUCAUUUGGGAUCAGAAAGCUGCACGGUCGAAGGGGAGGUCUACCAUCACAAUGAGAUCUGGAAACCUGCGCCUUGCCGCGUGUGCGUCUGUGACAACGGCGUCUCCGUCUGUGACGAUGUUCAGUGCGAAGCGUUGGCAAACUGCGAAAAGGUCAUCACACCUGAGGGCGAAUGUUGCCCUGUGUGUGACAGCUUUGCAAGCGCCGGCAGGAUGAUAGAAAUUAUGGGCUUCAAGGGACAGAAAGGGGAACCAGGUGAUAUACCGUAUGUUGUGGGAAACCCGGGACUACCAGGACCAACGGGCCCUCCAGGACCUCAGGGAAGAACGGGACCAAGAGGCUUCAAAGGCAGACGAGGAUUCACCGGACCGCCAGGAUUUGAUGGUGAGCCCGGUGUGCCGGGAAAUCCUGGAAAACCUGGACCCCCUGGGGAACCCUCUCAUCCUGGGGGAAAUUUGGUGUCACAAAUGGGUUCGGGCUUUAGUGAAAAGUCAGGUUUUGCUCCGAUGGUGACAGCGUCGAGGGGUGAAGCAGGACCACGAGGACUUCCUGGACCAACUGGGCCUCCAGGUGCAACCGGUGGUCAGGGAAUUCCUGGAGAAGCCGGAGAUCCAGGACCAAUGGGGGAACCAGGUCAUCGGGGACCUGAUGGACCACCAGGGAAACCAGGACCUGAUGGAGAAGCUGGGCCUGACGGUGCAACGGGAGAACCAGGAUUUCCAGGAUCACCAGGUGCAAGAGGAUUCCCAGGACUUCCAGGUCUUCCUGGGCGAAAAGGCCCCAAAGGAACCUCUGGUCUUGCAGGGCCAAAAGGCGAGUCUGGAGCAGUGGGAGCCAAGGGUGGAUCUGGUACUGCUGGUCAAAUGGGCCCUCCAGGACCCCUGGGUCCACCGGGUCUGCAAGGAGAAAGAGGCAGAAUUGGACCCACUGGUUCUUUGGGUAAACGUGGCACACCUGGCCAUGUUGGCAAACCUGGACCUCUGGGUCCCAUAGGAAUUCCCGGUAUGCCAGGAUUCCCUGGAAGUCCAGGAAUGAAGGGUGAAGCAGGACCUACAGGAGUAAGAGGGAGCCGAGGGCAGCAGGGACCCAGGGGCGAUGGUGGGCGAGCCGGAACACCUGGACCGACUGGACAGCGGGGUGCUGCAGGACCUGAUGGAGCCCCGGGGUCCCGCGGUUCCUCUGGUGUCGCAGGUCUACAGGGUCCACCAGGGUUGGUUGGCCCAGCUGGUCCCCCUGGCUCCCAGGGAACCACAGGAGCACCAGGACCAAAAGGCCAGCUGGGUGAUGUUGGACUUCCAGGAUUUAAAGGAGAAGCUGGGCAUAAAGGAGAAAGAGGUGACCAUGGUGUUCCAGGGCCCAUUGGUCCUUUGGGAGAGGAUGGAAAACGUGGACCACGAGGGGAUGCAGGAUCCAUUGGACCUCCAGGACCACAAGGGGAGAUGGGGCCACCAGGAAACAGAGGCUUUCCUGGUGCAGAUGGUUUACCAGGCCAAAAGGGAGCGCAGGGUGAAAGAGGGCUGCCAGGAUCGCCCGGCAUCAAAGGUUCACUGGGAGACCCAGGGCGCAACGGAGAGCCAGGUUUAACAGGAGCACGGGGUCUCUCAGGGCCAAUCGGUGCUCAGGGAGCAGAGGGAAGGCAGGGGCCAAUGGGCCUGGCAGGAGAGGAUGGCAAACCUGGCCCAGCUGGUUCUCCUGGAACAAGAGGUGGAGCUGGACCCAUGGGUCUGCCAGGACCAAAGGGCUUCCUAGGAGAUGCUGGAAAGGCUGGAGAAGCUGGAAGUCCUGGCGCGCCGGGUCAAAGGGGAGCAAAUGGAAAAGAUGGAGAGACAGGCGCUGCAGGUCCUCCUGGUCCAGCUGGUCCUGCAGGAAAGAGAGGAGAGCAGGGACCUCAAGGACAAAACGGUUUCCAGGGUUUGCCUGGACCAUCAGGUCCACCUGGAGAGGCAGGAAAACCGGGUGACGAGGGUCUUGCAGGUGAAGCCGGCCCUGUUGGAGAUACGGGUCCAAGAGGUGAAAGAGGCCCACCAGGAGAAAGAGGAGAAGCUGGACCCAAUGGGCUUCAGGGACCUAAAGGUAGUCCUGGAGCACCAGGAUCAGAUGGUCCCAAGGGUAACCCAGGUCCAAAGGGUGCUGCUGGAGAGCCAGGUGGCCCAGGACUUCAGGGGAUGCCAGGGGAGAGAGGUAUUUCAGGACCAUCAGGACCAAAGGGAGAUCCUGGCUCUGUUGGAGAAAAAGGACCUGAAGGAAAGGCAGGAGCUGACGGUGCCAGGGGACUUGCUGGUCCAGUUGGACCUGCUGGUCCCAGUGGACCAAAUGGAGAAAAGGGUGAAACAGGUCCACCAGGACCGACGGGACGCCGAGGCACCAGAGGAAUCCCUGGUUCCAGCGGUGAGCCCGGUCCAACUGGGGCAGUCGGCUUCCCUGGACCUUCUGGUCAAGAUGGUCAGCCUGGAGUCAAAGGUGAAACCGGAGAACCGGGACCUAAAGGAGAAUCAGGAGCUCCUGGACCCCAGGGGAUGGCUGGGAAAGCAGGUGAACAGGGGCCUGUUGGUGUGGCUGGGCUGAAAGGAGGAAGGGGAACACAAGGUCCAGCUGGGUCUCCUGGCUUUCCUGGACUGCCUGGAAAAGUUGGACCAGCAGGUUCAAUUGGGGCCACUGGAGCUGACGGGCCCCUAGGUGCUCCUGGAAAGAAGGGUCCUGCUGGAAUUCGAGGAGAAAAUGGCGCUCAAGGACGUCAGGGUGAGAAUGGAGCACCAGGACCAGCAGGAAGCCCUGGAGAGAAGGGUGGGCCAGGAGAGGAUGGACCCCCGGGUCCUGAUGGGCCUCCAGGCCCUGCUGGCACAACAGGACAGAGAGGCAUUGUGGGUCAGCCAGGGGUCCGAGGGGAGAGAGGCUCGGUGGGGCUGCCUGGUCCUGGUGGUCCACCCGGAAAACCAGGAGCUCCAGGUACUCAGGGGACCAAAGGUCCUCCUGGUGGGGUAGGUUUACCCGGAGCCACGGGGCCAAGAGGAGAUCCUGGUCCUGAGGGCAUAGCUGGAGCUGAGGGGUCUCCCGGUAAAGAUGGUCUUGUAGGAGAAAGGGGUGAUAGGGGUAGCCCAGGCCCAGAGGGUCUGCCUGGUGUGUUGGGGUCUCCAGGUAACGAGGGUCCGGUGGGAAUGACCGGCAGUCCAGGAGAAAGAGGAGAAAACGGUGCUAGAGGGUCCCCAGGACCCCAAGGGCAGCCUGGUGUACGAGGAAAAGCGGGCCCCCAAGGACCACAGGGAGAAAAAGGAGGAGCCGGAGACCCUGGCGAGAGGGGUCAGAAAGGACACAGAGGCUUCACGGGACUCCAGGGUCUUCCUGGAAUAACUGGCGCCACAGGAGACGCAGGAGCUCGUGGGAUCGUUGGACCAACUGGACAAAGGGGGCCUCCUGGAGUAGUGGGUCCCGCAGGAAAGGAGGGAAAUGCUGGCCAGCCGGGGCCAAUGGGAGCCCCAGGCAGCAGAGGAACUGAAGGAGACCUCGGAGCUCAGGGCCCACCUGGAGAACCCGGACCACCAGGUCCCCCAGGCCCCCCAGGACCUCCCACAGCAGCUGUAGAGGAGCUCUUUGCUGUCAAUUAUGAUGUCAAUGGCGAUGUUCCGGAAGCAGUAGAGCUUGGAGAGUACGAUGAAGCCGCCGAUCCUCCACCUCCCCCGGAGUUCAACAAAGACGAAGCUAGGCCCAAUACCAACGCCCUGCAUGCUGAUACAGGCGUCCGAGCCACACUGAAGACCCUCAGCGGUCACCUGCAGAACCUGCGCAGUCCUGAUGGCAGUGAGAUGAACCCUGCCAAGACCUGCCAGGACAUCAAGCAUUGUUAUCCUCAGAAAAAAAGCGGUGAAUACUGGCUGGAUCCAAAUCAAGGAAGCACUAAAGAUGCCAUCAGAGUUUUCUGCAACAUGGAAACCGGUGAAACUUGCAUCUCCGCCAAUCCGGCCAGCAUUCCAGGGAAAGUCUGGUGGACAAAAUCCAGCCCCAGCUUCAGUAAACCCAUCUGGUUUGGAGCUGAUAUGAAUGGUGGAACCAAGUUCCUCUAUGGCACAAAGGAGAAUCAGCCCAACGCUGUGGCCGUCCAGAUCAAGCUGCUGCAGCUUUUAUCCAAGGAGUCGUACCAGAACGUCACGUACCACUGCAGGAACAGCGUGGCCUUUAAAGACGAGAAGACCAGUAACCUGAAGAAAGCGCUCAUCCUCAGAGGAGCCAACGGACAAGAACUGCGGGCGCAGGGCAACAACCGGCUCAGAUACGUCGCCAUCGAGGACGGCUGCUCAACACCCGACGGAAAGUGGGGCAAGACAGUAAUCGAGUACAGAACACAGACAACCACCAGACUCCCUAUUGUGGACUUAGCUCCCAUGGACAUCGGAAUGGCUGAUCAAGAGUUUGGUCUGGACAUUGGCCCCGUGUGCUUCUCAUAAUAAAGAUGGACACACAGUCAGUUUAUUUUAAAAGGGUAUAAAAGUUACCUGUUUCCUCGCUGCCAUUCCUUGUUGGUGGUGAAAGAACGCUCAUGCUAUCUAUUCCAGUUUUCAGUAUCUGGAAAGGAAUCUUUUCCACAAAGCUGUAUAGAUGGAUUGUAAACUUGUGUAAACUAGAGGAGUAGUCAUUAAUGACAUUUUCACUUUUUUUUCUAGAUGUACAAGAAGAUGUUUGGAUAGUAGACGAGUGGGUUUAGAAUAGCUGAAGCUCUUUAUCUUAACAGAAUAACUAAUUAAAUUAUUAACGUCUUUGCAAAAAAGUCAUUUAGCAUCUCCUUAAAAAAACUGUAAAUGCAACACUUGAUUGUAAAUGGGAAAUUCUUACCUUUCUGUGAACAAAAUGCAACUUUUUCCACCACUAGAGGGAGACAAAGUAGUUUUCUUUCUGGCAGUAAACAGUGAUUUCACUAGAUAAUGGUGAAAAAGUUGAUUUGCUAAGUUGAACACAGUAAAUGUCUUAAGAUCUAUGUCGAAUUUAUGGAAUUUAAAACAAAUAAAUGACAAACAAAAUUCUGAUUUGGCGACACGGA